UGUCUCUAACUGAUUUGAAGAAUUGGGUACAAGAAACGGGAAAGGAGUAUGGUUACGUAAUUGUUACCCGCCGAUCAAAAAAUAUUGGCGGUACUACUAGGAUGGUAUGGCUUGUGUGCGACCGUAGUGGUGAGCACAGUAGUAAAGCAACAGUUAGGAAAGCUGGUAGCAAAAAAAUCGGUUGCCCAUUAUCAUUACUCGCCAUCCGGGACGUGACGAAUGACACGUGGGAGUUAAAAGUGGACAACGCGAACCAUAACCACGAACCUACGACGAGUCAGUUGGGCCACGCUUUUGUGCGAAGAUUUACUGAAGCCGAAUACAAGCUAGUGGAGCAGCUAACUGCUCAGAACAUGGAGCCACGUAUCAUAUUUCAAACCCUGAGAAAGCAGUUCCCCGACAGCCUGCAUGUUCAGAAAGACGUGCAAAAUGCGGUACAAAAAAUUAGAGCGACACUAAUGGACGGAAAGAGUCCUAUGCAGGCACCGGAAAGCCUGCUGCAUGACCACCGAUUCAUUUACGACACCCGACCGGAACCCAAAACAAAUAUCGUAACAGAGAUUUUCUUUGUUCAUCCUUAUUCAAUCACUAUGUGGCGUGCAUUCCCGCACAUGAUGUUGAUCGACGCGACCUACAAAACAAACCUCUACAACAUGCCAUUUGUCCAGGUUGUGGGUAUGACGUCGACUGGGAAGUCUUUUUGUAUCGCACAUUCCGUUAUUUGUAAAGAACGAAGGGGUAACUACGUGUGGGUGCUUGAGCGGAUCAAGUCAAUCUUGCAUGAAUGUAUGAUGCCGCGUGUGAUAGUCACGGAUAGGGAGCUUGCCCUAAUUAACGCGUGUUCUAAAGUAUUCCCGAACGCAACCAGGCUUCUAUGCCACUUUCACAUCAAACAAAAUAUAGUUAGACAUUGCAAGAAAGGGUUCGAUAAAGAAGAUUGGGGGAAAUUUAUGACGUACUGGCGGAGAGUGUGCGAAUCUACUUCAGAGCCCAUGUACAAGUACAACUUGGAGAAAAUGUAUAACCGACUCGUGGUUGCCAACCGAGAAAGUGUCUAUGAUUACGUCUACGAAAACUGGCUCAAAGACUAUAAAGAAAUGUCCGUUUAUGCGUGGACCGACAACUGUCGCAACUUUGGUCAGCGCACCACCAACAGAGUUGAGAGCCAGCACGCAAAUUUAAAAAGAUACGUUACGCGCGGGAGUUCAUUGGUGCGAAUAGCAAGAUGCGUCAUUGAUAUAGUUGAAACUCAGUACGAUGAAAUACAAAAAAGUUUCACCGAGAGCAUCGAAAAAACGAUAAACCACCACAGACACCCGUUGUUGGACAACCUACUUGGAAAGGUUUCCCAUGAAGCACUUGAUUUGUUGGCAAAAGAGCUAAUGAGGAAGCUGGAGGUGUUGCGGAAACUUAACGCAUCAUGUGGUUGCCAUAUGUGGUGAUGUGCGCGAAGUGUGUUAUAAUUUGGAUGUAUAUUUUAAGCCCUUUUUACACUUUUA
Helianthus annuus (common sunflower) is the source of this 1499-nucleotide messenger RNA. Its product is annotated as PKS-NRPS hybrid synthetase CHGG_01239-like. Lineage: Eukaryota; Viridiplantae; Streptophyta; Magnoliopsida; Asterales; Asteraceae. The transcript has 2 exons. The record is from RefSeq and is a predicted model, not a curated record. The coding region runs from base 102 to 1442 and encodes 446 amino acids.